Molecule: messenger RNA, 720 nt
Organism: Mucor velutinosus
Lineage: Eukaryota; Fungi; Mucoromycota; Mucoromycetes; Mucorales; Mucoraceae
Exons: 2
Coding region: 1-720 (239 amino acids)
Source: RefSeq, a predicted model, not a curated record
AUGUCUUUCGCUGACCAAAGCAAUGUCUAUGAUAGUCUUUUUGUCAAUGCUUAUGAGUCUUAUUCCCAGCAGUCUCGUUUUGGUAUUCGUGCAGCUACCCUUACAGUAAGACAGUUUUUUUGGAAUAUGACAGAAUACAAGAUUGUCUCUAUUGUUCCCCGAAUGGUCAAGACAUUCCCGAAAGGCCAUGAAGGUGAUACUCACGAUUUGGCGAGCAAGAUACUACAGCGUUUGUCGGGCGCCUUUGCAAGCAAGAUUUGUGCAUUUUUGUCGUUGCAAUGUGAAAGAAAAGUGUCUUGCUCUGUAGAAAAAGCGCAUGCGUAUGCUAGAGAUGCCUUUUUUAAGUUUAUCUACAUGAUUCCAACCACUAUCGUCGAGGAAUUGAGAGACUGUCGUGGAUUUAUCAAUGAAGCGGCACUGGACGUGAAAUUCAAUGACUUGUUCAGAGAGAAGGUGGUGCUCGAAGAACAUCAGAAAGGAAAGUGUAAUUUUCCAGGGUGUGAUGGAGUUUCGACAUCACUCAAAGUACUACCUCAAGAUGAUCAGUUUCCCGAGUUCCUGUUCAUACAAGAGGGUGCAAACUUUGUCCCUGGACGGACAGCAGGAAACAAUGUUUACCUGUCUACGUAUAUCCACAUAUCACAGACCUUAAAAUACAAAUUGCACGGUAGAGUCUACUCGACUUGCUAUGAUGAUAUUGACAAUUGGAAACAGCAGUAA